AUUCGAGUUUCAAACAUCCACCUCUGAACUCCCAUCAUAUUCGUUCAAACUUCUGCGCCCUGCAUUCUAUAUAUACAGUCUCUCAUUUGACACACAAAUACGAGUACACCCCAUCUUUCCCUCUUUCUUAUCUUCUCGACAAGCGCAUUACCAGAUCAGUAAAUUCAUCUGCCUACCUCGCCGCCAGAGAUCAAAUUCAUACCGACUCCUUCAACGACCGCUCCGCCAGCGUUACUCAGUCAUGUUCUGUCUCCGAAGCUGGCUCCCCCUCCUCUUCAUCCCAACAAACGCCUCUCCACUCUUCAUCCUCUCCUUCAUAAUCCUAACCUACAUCCUCCACCGACCCUGCAUCUACUGCUCCGCCUUACUCCUAAUCCUCUUCACAUCCUCCUGCCAAUGGAGUGAUCGGUGCUUUUUCGAUGUUCGAGGAGACUGGUUUGCGCCGAGAUUUUCGUCUACAACAUAUACGAAUGGGUCGUCGAUAGGCGGAAAUGCUACUAUGUCUGCAUUUGAGUCUGUGAGUGGAUUUGGAGGGAAUGAGUCGUUUACAUCGUUUAUUAGAGAGAGUAUAAAUUCGACUGCGACUGCGUUGGCAGGUGCGGCUGUUGAGGAGAUAAAGCGGAGGACUACUACUACGGCCAGUAUAGUUGGACGAUCGCAGUCAGGUACAACGGAAGAAUGGACUGGGAUUGGACUUGAGUGGCUACGCAGUUUGUUGGGUAGGACAGAAUGGACGAUUCCUUGUAUUGAUGUCAAGGUGCAAUUAUGAUCUGCGUCUCUGGGCUUGCUGGGUUCUUGAUGGGGUUGGUUUUUGCAUGGUUUAUGGUAAAUAGCCAUAACUAUGUACAGAUAUAUAGUGCAUAAUUUCACGAUGAAAUGAAUCUUCUUUUC
This is a messenger RNA of Talaromyces stipitatus ATCC 10500, 891 nucleotides long. RefSeq lists its product as uncharacterized. The record is from RefSeq and is a predicted model, not a curated record. The transcript is spliced from 2 exons. Lineage: Eukaryota; Fungi; Ascomycota; Eurotiomycetes; Eurotiales; Trichocomaceae. Bases 242 to 769 code for a protein of 175 amino acids.